GGGGGGCAACAGGGUGCAGGCAGAGGGGCAACAGAGUGCAGGCAGGGGGGCAACAGAGUGCAGGCAGGGGAAGCAAAGUGCAGGCAGAGGGGCAACAGAGUGCAGGCAGGGGAAGCAAAGUGCAGGCAGAGGGGCAAGGGUGCAGGCAGAGGGGCAAGGGUGCAGGCAGAGGGGCAAGGGUGCAGGCAGGGGUAACAGUGCAGAAAGUGCUACAGAGCACAGGUAUAGACUGGACAGAAGCUGCAACCAUAGACAGGGCAAUACAGUGCGAGGGGGACUAGACUGCAGACAGGGGGUAAACUGCAGAAUCAGGGAGGUCCAGGGGUAGGGGAAAGACUUCCGAGAAGAGCAGAGGGGUCUAGGCAGAACCCAGUACCAGGCAGGAGGAGGACCAGGUAACUUACCCAAGUGUCAGGGCAACCUCAGACCCAGCUGUGUGCCUGUCUCUCCGGUGACCCCGCUUCAGGAUGCAUCACCCCGGGCACCUGCUACUGCUGCUGGUUUCUGUGUGCGCCCCAUCCGCCGCAGAGGUCCUUUUCCGCUGCCCACAGUGCACCCCGGAGCGCCUGGCCGCCUGCCCCGCAGCCUCCGCCCGCACCCCGUGUGCAGAGCUGGUGCGGGCCCCGGGCUGCGGCUGCUGCUCGGUGUGUGCCCGGCCGGAGGGGGAGUCGUGCGGGGUGUACACCGCCCGCUGCGCCGCCGGACUGCGCUGCUACCCCAGCCCCGGGGCAGAGCUCCCCCUGCAGGCGCUGGUGCAGGGGCAGGGCACGUGCGCCAAGAGGAGGGACGCCGACUACGGGGGCAGCCAGGAGCGACUGACAGACAUGCUGGAGGAGCGCUCAGACAACAUGCUCGUGGACAAUAACUUGGAUGCUGGACCGAUGGUGACAGAUAUUUUACCAAGAAGACCAUUGAGACCUCCAGUAAAGGAAGACGCUGUAAACCGCGGAAGAGCCAAUGAACAUCACCGAUCAAAAACCAACAAACCUCAUGACGAGAAGAAGAACCCAAGACAGUCAGCUCAGAGGAGUCUCUGUCAGCAGCAGUUGGAUCAGGUCUUGGAGAGGAUUUCAUCCAUGAACCUCCCCGAUGAGAGAGGGCCGCUGGAGCAUCUGUACGCCCUUCAUAUCCCCAACUGCGACAAGAGUGGCCUGUUCAACCUUAAACAGUGUAAGAUGUCCCUGAAUGGUCAGCGAGGAGAAUGCUGGUGUGUCAACCCCAAUACUGGGAAGAUGAUUGCUGGAGCCCCCACGAUUCGAGGUGACCCAGAGUGCCACCUAUAUUAUCCAAACACCGAGGAGGAACGCAAGCAGCGCGGCCAGUAGUUUACUGUCCAGGCGAUCCGCUCACGCUGCUGUCUACUCUCACAAUGUCUGUAUUUCUACACGUAGGGUCACUGACAGUUUUGAAAGUGGGCUGGUUGAUGGUGGGCUGCCAGUUGUGCCAGCAGGUGCCAUAGACAAGGUGCCAAAGUCUUUCUCAGAACCAUCCCAGUUCCAAAACUCAUGAACCUAAAUGAUCAGAGAGCUACAGCAAAGGUUCACACCUAAACCGGCACCUCUCUCUACGUGCACUCGGAGACCGACACAUUAGGUUUCCUGACGUUGAAUUUACAUUUCCAAGGAACGUUUAAUAAAAAUCAACUUCUCUGGGAUCACGGGUGCCCCGAGUUAACCUGUCAAUCAUAUGAAACAAUGUAUCCUUCCUUGCUUGUUGUAUUCUAUAUUGUUGCAAAUGUUGGACCUUGGUUUCUAACCGAUUUUGUGAGACUAAUUACCGAUUGUACAUGCUGCUUACUUCAUUAAUUUCCAGUCAAUGGCAAUUUGAUGGAUCUGGCAUGUUCUUGCCCAGGGGGGUUCUUUUUUUCUGACACAACAAUAAACUGCAACCCCAAAGACAUAAUUUCCAGCAGAACCAUCAGCAAGUGUGGGCAUGGGCGUCACCUGUAGGCAUGGGGCGAAUAACAAAGUCUUAAGUUGGGUUCUACUCGGCAAUGUUCAGUGAUGUCACUGUAGUGGGAUAAGGUGCACAGUGACAUCACAAUGCAUGGAUUAUAUGCAGAGUGAUGUCAUAAUAGCAGAAUAAUAUGCAGUGAUGUCAAAGACAGGGAUCAUGCACAGUGAUAUGACAGCAUUGAAAUAAUACACACAGUGAUGUCACAGUACAGGGAUCAUGCACGUAGUGAUAUGACAGCAUUGAAAUAAUGCACACAGUGAUGUCACAGUACAGGGAUCAUGCACACUGUGAUGUUAUAGCAUAAGCAUACUUCACAUAAUGAUGUCAAGGAUAAUCACACAGUGACAUCACAGCCAAAGAAAUCACAAUGAUCUCACAGAACUGGAAUAAUGCACAUGGCAAGGAUCUUGGAAUGGGGUCCCAUUUAGUUUUUCACCCCCCCCCCCCCUUCCAUAAGCAUUACCAGCCUUACUUUCUGAGAGUUGGGCCCCAUGGUAGCUGCCUUGUCUGUCUGCCACCCUGAUGGGAGAAGGUCUUACACCAACAGGGGCAUGACCAUUUCCUGUGUGGGUGUAGGGGUGCACUUCUCAGUUUGAAGGUCAGUUACUGUAGACACUUUCACAUUGGGGUUGCCAAAAACACAUUGCACCAUUGAGGAUUAAGGAUCUGACUAAUAAGGUGGAUUUUACUGGAAUUUCUGAGGUGUGGCCACACGAUUUAAUGAUUUAUCAUCGCAUCACGAUGGAUACUGCCGCGUCUUGUCCGCUCAAUUAUCAUCAAAUGCAGGAACAGUCACAUUUACUUGUUCAUUAUUUGCAUUCUGAGUGAUCUCCUCAGGUUACAGAAGAAUCUCUGACUAUAAAAUUGUAACGUUCAAUGAAUCAGCCU
This is a messenger RNA of Bufo bufo (common toad), 2844 nucleotides long. It is a transcript of the gene IGFBP2, whose product is annotated as insulin like growth factor binding protein 2. Gene Ontology annotation, biological process: regulation of insulin-like growth factor receptor signaling pathway. The transcript has 4 exons. Gene Ontology annotation, cellular component: extracellular region. The coding region runs from base 468 to 1325 and encodes 285 amino acids. The record is from RefSeq and is a predicted model, not a curated record. Lineage: Eukaryota; Metazoa; Chordata; Amphibia; Anura; Bufonidae. Gene Ontology annotation, molecular function: insulin-like growth factor I binding; insulin-like growth factor II binding.